Messenger RNA from Manihot esculenta (cassava), 4583 nucleotides. Its product is annotated as protein SHORTAGE IN CHIASMATA 1. The record is from RefSeq and is a predicted model, not a curated record. The coding region runs from base 158 to 4168 and encodes 1336 amino acids. The transcript has 8 exons. NCBI's taxonomy places the organism in Eukaryota, Viridiplantae, Streptophyta, Magnoliopsida, Malpighiales, Euphorbiaceae. Gene Ontology annotation, biological process: resolution of meiotic recombination intermediates; reciprocal meiotic recombination.
AAUUUCACCUUCGUUUUUAAGUGGUUGCAUUGCUCCAACACCGCAAGCACUGUUUUUUACCCGGUGGCGCCAAAUUCAAUUUCCUUUUGAAAAACCAGUCCGUUACCUGUCCCUUUUUUCCUGCCUUUCAUAGCUAAUACCAAACAAUUCAGCAGAAAUGCGAACUCGAUUUCUCAACACAGACUACUUCACCUCUUAUCCCUCUCCAGAAGAAACCCUAAGCUUCCUCAAGCUCCCAAUUCCUCACCUCCCUCCUCGUCUCCUGAGCUUCGAAGAAGAUUUCUCUCGCUUCGAUUCCCAAGCAAAUAUCUCUCUUGAGGUGGAGAGGUUGCCGAUUGAUUCAGCUCUCUCUAAGUUUAUCUCACAAGUGAUACCUGAAAUAAUUGAUGUUGACUAUGAAGAUUUCGAGGAUCAUCAGUUUCGUAAUGCAAAGCUCUGCGCCGAUGAGCAGCGGAAGUUUAGCUGGGGAAGUGACGAGAUCCGAUACUCCGAGAAAGAAGCCAAGCCUCUUUUUGAAGAUACAAAAGAGGGGAUUGAAAAAGCAUAUGGACAUGAAUCUCUGGAGAAAGAUGGUGAGAUUACAGUAUACGAGAAGCAUAUGCAGAGGCUUGAAGUCAUCCAAUUUGAAGCACCAGAACUCGAUGAAUUCUCGGAAAAUGUUUGCGGUUUUGAGGAGAGCAUGCGAAUUCUUUCUGGAGUUCCAGAGUUAGUGAACGGUUCGGAUAUUUUCAAGCCAGGGGUUAAAUUGCUGUACUCUGAGAAGACAAAAGAAUCAGUUUAUUCAGUUGAAGAUGUUACUUUAGAUCAUGACAUGGAUAUAAAAGCUUGUGUAUUGGAAGCUGAUGAUUCCGGUAGUGAACAUAUGAACUUCCAUUAUUACGUGUUUCCUUUUUUGGAAGUUGAUGAGAUAAGUCUGAGGACCUUCACAAACCUGUCCAUGGAAGAUGAACUAUUGUCAUUUCUUGAAAAUACAACCACUCAAUGGAGUCCAAACGAUGACGUCCUUGGAGAUGGAAUGGAGCUAUUUGCAUCAAAGCCAUAUGAUGUUCUGGAGUUGUUUUCAAACCAUUGUCUAACAGAGCAGCGUCUUGAAACUGAGCUGGAAUCCAUAGAUAAAAUCCUGGUGAUGGAUAUUAUAAGCAUGAUCGAAAAAGGGGACCCUGCUUUACCAACAAGCCCACUUGUUUUUCAGGAAUUUGAAUUCCUUGAAGUGGACUCAUCUGAAAUUUAUGAAGUCUUCUUCAAGAUGCAAACAACUGAGGAGCCAGAAACAAGUGAGUGGAUGUUCAGAGCAGACAAGAACUUUAAGAAUUUCAAUGAAUUGAUUGUUAGUUGUGAGCUUGCUCUGGUGGAUGACACUUUUAAGUCAAUGCCUAUACCUGUUCAUUCUGACCAUCACAAGGUAAGGUCAUUGCACGCCAUUGUUGAUGAAAUACUAGCUGAAUUAAAGCCAAAACACCUUUCAGCAUCCGAUGGGAUAUACUUGGAUUGGCACCUCCUGGAAGAAGAUAAAUGCAACAGUAAGAUAUUAUCCUUAUAUCAGAAUGUAUUGGAGUCGGAUUUGCACAACAUUGAUUUUGAUCGGGGCUCUUUUGACAAGGGAAAGUGGGUGAUGGAUUUUGUCUUAUCUAACGAUGCUUUGGAUGGGCCAAAAGUGGAAGAGUUUAAGGAAUCACCGGUUAUCUUUUCUGAAGGCAUUUCCAGUGAUCAACUUUUGGGAGUUCCUACAAGUAAAUUGUUGGACGAUGGAUGCUCAAAAUCUGGAAAUGGGGAGCAUUUACGUCAAGAAAAUUCUGCGAAGGUGAUCUUAUUUGAAUCUAUGUCAAAAUUCAACGAUCUUGAAUUUUUCUUGAAUCCUGGGAAGGUCACUGGUGAUGACAUAAGUGAAUCUGCUGUCAAGGCGCAUGGUACUAAUGCUACAUUUCCCAAGGAAGGAGAGUCUCAGUCUGCCCUUCACGUGGAAAAAAAUACGGAUGACCAGAAAUUGAAAGAAGUGCUCAAUGUUUUUCCUACUGAGAUCAAGCAACAUGCAACAGCUUCGGAUAAAGUAGAGCCUACGCCUAUAGAGGUUCCUGAAGUGUCCUGUUCAAUGAAAUCAGAGCAGACUCAAGCAUGCAUGAUUCCUUUCCCUGACACCAUAGUUGUUGUGAAUACUCAAAAUUUUGACAAGGAAAUGAUAAUAUCCAGAAGAAGCACGUACCAAAAAAUUCUUGCAAUGGAGAAAGAGGGAUUACAAGUCGUGGAACGUGAUAUCGAUCUGCCUGUGGAUGUUGUGAUUAUUUCGGCCAUUUGCUUGGUGUGGUACCAUUGCAGAAACAUUAGAAAGAAAGCAACUACUGCAGAUGAAGCUUCUUCAGGCUUGCCAUUUUGCAUUGAGAAUAUUGCUACAAAUGUUUUGCCAUUGCUGAGUUUCACUUUCAGCUGCUGCAUUCUGCUGUUUGAGGGAGAGAUCAACUUCCUUUCCUCUGUAAUGGAAUCCUCAGAUGGACUCUAUGCAACAGCAGCAAGCCUGGGAAUCGAUUUACAGCUUUUCUGUUCCUAUUCAUCCGAGUUGACUGAUGAAAUCAUAUUAAGCAAUAUCUUGUAUGCUGCUAAGUUGUGUAGGGGCAUAUUUCCUAAAAUGCCUGAAUCAGAAACUCUUGCAGAAUCGUUCCUUACCAAAUUUCCUUCGAUAAAUCCAUUGACAGCUCAUGCAAUACUCUCUUCUGGAAGCAAGCUAAUCGAGUUUCUUGAGUGGUCAAAUGAACGCAGGAUUCUUGCACUCCAACAUUAUCAUGUUCCUGAAGAAAGUAUUGUCCUAUUUAGUGCUUUUUGCAGCUAUGGCGAACGGGAGGAUUCUAAAUCUAUAAUGACCGACUGUUCUUCUUCUGUAUCCUCGGGUCCUGACUCCAAUAAAUGUCAUUUUAAUGUGGCUUCUGAAAAAAAACCAAAAAAAUGCAUACGUAGCCCCUCGAAAAUUGGAAUGCAUAUGAACGAUGCAUGGCAGUUUGAACCUUUAAACCAUUUCCCUGAUGACGUGCAGGGUCCUCCUGGAGUGUUAAAGGGAGAUGAUUGCUGGAUGUUGAGAGAUACUGAGAUACUUGAUGAUUUGCAAUGGCCGCGGCCAUCUUUGAAAGAUAUGUUUGGUCAAAACCAGGGAAUGGAUAUUGCACAGACAGUGGAUUAUUCUACUAUCUCCAAGCCACGUGAUUCCCAUAACUCAAAGGUUCCUGUAAUAUUAGAUGAAGUUGAAAAUCCAGGGUUAUAUUUGAAUGAUAAAUUUUGGGGUCAAGAUGAAGGAUCAGAAAUGGUAAUCAAUAACAAGUUGGACUGGAAAAAUACAAGCCAAUCUGAGAAUCCGCAUGAGGACUUUCUAGGUGAAGUAAUUAACCUCACUGAUAUAAUCGGUAAGGAUGUUCCUUCUAUCACUAACUCGAUGUAUUUCUCAACUUGGCUGCCAGAAACAGAACAAGACUCCACAAGAAAGUCGGCCGCAAGAAGAUUGUUAUUUGGUAAAAACAAUUGCCCUACUUUUCCUUCGGCUGCUGCAAUUAACUCUGUUUCAGAUUUAUUCUCCUCCGUAAAAGAUCACAGAAAGAGUUCACAAAAAAACAAUAGUUAUGCUGAAAAUGACAUGCCUUUAAAACGCACCAAAAAGCAAUUAGAAGAUAUAUUAAUGCAAGGAUCUGUAAGAAACACCAAAGAGCUGGCGUUCAAAGAGGAGGUAUCACAUUAUGGUGGAACACCUCUCUCUAAAGCAAUUCAUUCUGCCCAUCCACAACCAGGUUCGCCCUGGACAAUAGAGUUUCUUAAUAGAGUCCGGGAAAAGAGUAGAAUGCGGCAGCAGUCUUUUCCAUGUGAUACAUCAACCCCCGAUUUUGGAUGUUCGGGCGGUAUUUCUAAAGUGACUAAGAGAAAAAGUCCAUCCAUUCUUGAGUUUUUCAAGUACAAAGGGGGCAGUAAUCCUGAGAAAUUACACAAUCAAAAGAAGCAGAAGCAGUAUAAACAAUUCCCAAGCUCAUCCAAUUGUGGAAGAUAUUCAGCUUCUUUCCUUCCGACAAGGACACCCGCUGAUAAGAGAUCAAGACAGACUCUAUCUUUUGCAAUGAAUGAAAGCGGAAGCCAAACUAGGCUUGUCUGGAGCGAUGGAAGUGCACACCGACAAAGCAAAAAGUCGCGGAAGCAAUAAAUAACUAAGAAAGUACAACCAAGGAAUUGAUCGUAGAAUCAUAGCUAGGGUCUUGUUGAUGAAGUUAGAGGUUGGUGGUUCAUUUUUGUAGCAAUGCUAUACUCUUAUUUCAAAAAUCUCUAAUGAGUUCUUAAAAAAAAAAAAAAAAAAAAUUCCACAACACCACCAUCCAUUUAUAGUACAGACUUUCGCUAAGCCAUCUUUUUCUUGUAAAUUCUACAACAGUGCUAUCAUUUUAGUGAUGAGUAAGUCUAUGGAAAGCUCAAACUCAUGUCAGUUUGAGCUUUAUAAUGACUGGAUUAAAUAUUAUAUUUAGAUUUAUAUAUUCAUUGCAUAUGCUCCUUUAACUAAUUCUACUAAAAACUUAUAUAAAUAUUUAAUUUAGUGGUUAUUAAACUCAUUACCAUAUGAGGUU